Molecule: messenger RNA, 486 nt
Organism: Babjeviella inositovora NRRL Y-12698
Lineage: Eukaryota; Fungi; Ascomycota; Pichiomycetes; Serinales
Exons: 1
Cellular component (GO): cytoplasm
Molecular function (GO): protein binding
Source: RefSeq, a predicted model, not a curated record
AUGGUGGCCCUGCACACAAACGUGUAUAUCCUCACACUCACGUCGCUCAACGACACGUUUCUCGAGAAGAACCUCGCGAUCCCGUUUGCUCCCGACUCGCUCAAGCUCGGUAGACCCGCAGGAUCUAAGGUGCUUCCGAAAAAGGACAAUGGGUUCUUUGAUUCACGGGUUUUGUCGAGAAACCACGCCUCCUUCCAAGUAGACCCCGCCAGCGGCAAGAUCUGCAUCACAGACUUGGGUUCUUCCAAUGGUACGUUCAUCAACGGCGAUAAGAUUGUCGAGCCACAUGAGGUCAAGAUCGGCGAUCAGAUCGACUUAGGGUUUGACAUCGAAAUGACCCAGAACCACAAAAAGAUUAGCGCUGUCGUGGAGAACAUCCAGUUGCGGCCCUUGACCUCUCAACGCGAACUUAUUUUCACCUCCCACCCCAGCCGUGGUGUAAACGGCGCCCAGAUGGAUGAGCUAGCAUUUGACAACGCCUUGUUU